Molecule: messenger RNA, 3329 nt
Organism: Salarias fasciatus (jewelled blenny)
Lineage: Eukaryota; Metazoa; Chordata; Actinopteri; Blenniiformes; Blenniidae
Product: WD repeat-containing protein 37-like
Exons: 14
Coding region: 242-1744 (500 amino acids)
Molecular function (GO): protein binding
Source: RefSeq, a predicted model, not a curated record
CCAGCUCGGCUUUUCCCACACACCCUGCCUGUCAACACGCCAUCGGACCAGCACAGCCUGCGCCACCCAGCCGCCUGCCAACGCCACAUAAGCAGGCGGUGCUGACACCCAACAGGUCUGACCUCCCCGGCUGCCAGCCAACCAGCGAGCCCGGCCCGUGUUUACCUGCGCGUCAGGUGGGCCGCCAGCAGGGGAGGGGGGAGGCAGAGCCGGGGCCGGGGCCGCCCAGCAGGUAGGAGGCAUGCCGGUGGAGGGCGGGAGCAGCAGCGGCUCCGCGUCGGCCGCCCGCCACCCCAAGCAGAAGCGCAAGGCUCACAGUCUGUCCAUCCGGCGCACCAACAGCACCGAGGAGCGGCCGCCGGGCGUCCAGCGAGGAGACAUGCUGGAGGGACAGGACUCCAAGCUGCCCCUCGCCUUGAGGAACAACCUUCUGGACCUGUUCGGCCAGAUCGAGCGCGAGUUUGAGAACCUCUACAUUGAGAACCUUGAGCUGCGAAGAGAAAUCGAGUCUCUGAACGAGCGUCUGACCGGAGAUGGACAGACGGUGGACGGAGGGGACCCCACCAAGGGAGCCCUGAAGACCAAAGCCAGUCACAGCACCAGCCAGCUGUCCCAGAAGCUGAAGACCACCUACAAAGCUUCCACCAGCAAGAUCGUGUCCAGCUUCAAAGCCACCACGGGCUCCCGGGCGCUGUGCCAGCUCCUCAAGGAGUACAUGGGCCACCGGGACGGGAUCUGGGACCUGAGCGUGACCCGGACCCAGCCGGUGGUGCUGGGCACCGCCUCGGCAGACCACUCGGCUCUGCUGUGGAGCAUAGAGACGGGGAAAUGUCUGCUGAGGUACGCCGGCCACGCCGGAUCAGUCAACUCCAUCAAGUUCCACCCCACGGAGCAGAUGGCCCUCACAGCCUCCGGGGACCAGACGGCUCACAUCUGGCGCUACAUGGUGCAGCUUCCCGCCCCUCAGCCGCCGCCAGAUGUCAGCGCGCCGUGUGAGGACGACCAGGACUCGUCGGACAGGGAGGAGGGCGAGGUGGACGGCGAGGGUCCGUGCGAGGUCCCCACCGUGCGGGUGGCCACGGCCACCCUGAAGAGCCACCAGGGCGUGGUGAUCGCAGCCGACUGGCUGGUGGGAGGCCGGCAGGUGGUGACGGCCUCCUGGGACCGGGCCGCCAACCUGUACGAGGUGGAGACGUCCGAGCUGGUGCACACGCUCACAGGUCACGACCAGGAGCUGACCCACUGCUGCACCCACCCCACCCAGCGCCUGGUGGUCACCUCCUCCAGGGACACCACCUUCCGGCUGUGGGACUUCAGAGACCCGUCCAUCCACUCCGUCAACGUCUUCCAGGGACACACUGACACCGUGACAUCCGCCGUGUUCACGGUGGGAGACAACGUGGUCUCCGGCAGCGACGAUCGCACCGUCAAGGUGUGGGACCUGAAGAACAUGCGGUCGCCCAUAGCAACCAUCCGCACCGACUCGGCCGUCAACAGAAUCAGCGUUUCUGCCAACCAGAGGAUCAUCGCGCUGCCACACGACAACCGGCAGGUGCGCCUGUUCGACAUGAGCGGCGUGAGGCUGGCCAGACUUCCCCGCAGCAACCGGAUGGGUCACCGGCGGAUGGUGUGCUGCACCGCCUGGAACGAGGAGAACCAGUCGUGCAACCUGUUCACCUGCGGCUUCGACCGGCAGGCCAUCGGCUGGAACAUCAACAUCCCGGCGCUGCUGCAGGAGAAGUGAGGAGGCGGCGCCGGGACCGGCGCCGCCUCCUCCCUGUACAUACACACGGCGGGUCGCCACGGCAACGCUGUCCGUGGCCUCGGACACGCCGGCACCCCUCCCCUCCCCUCCCCCCGCCCCGACUGAGCCCCAAGCUGUGAACCACUUCCGCCCGUCGUCCCGGUCCGUGCUGCUUUCCUGGAGCGCGGGAUUCCAGAGCGUCCUCCUGAGCGGCCGGCGCUUUAGAGGCCACGGCGCCGACCUCCGGCUCCUGACCCCUCUGACCUUAUUUAGCAUGGAUUGUGAGUCGUGGCGUGGUUAGGCUGCCCCCCACAUCCUCGCCCCUCCCCGUAGACGUGCUGUGUUCAUCCCUGAAUCCACAGUCGCUGGAGAGUUACUGCCGAUCGGUCGCUUGUUGCAUGGAGAUCAGCUCAGAUUGUUACCUGUAAAGUUGAGAGAGAAGAAGCCGAGACAGACUGUAGAAUAUAAUGAGUGUGUAUAUAUUUAUAUAUACAAGAGGAUAUGGCUGAUUAUUGGAUCUGAGGAGGAAGACGGUGUGAUUCUGUGAAUUGUUUUUUCUUUUUUUUUUUUCACCAUUGUACUAAACAUAUCACGUUCAGGCCUGCCAUGAUGAGUUGUCUUAAAGCGAGCGGGACACGAGGCGUGCGCCCUCACCCGCUCUCCUCUCAUAUUCACUGUUUCAUCCAGUCACUCUGCCUUCUUCCAUGUUUACAGUGGAGUUUCUUUAAGGAAAACGUGUCUUUAUUCUGCCUUUCUGUUGAGGAGGAAAGCAAUAACAGGAAAGGAGCGCGGCGCCAUCACUGUACAGGUCUGCCUCCAUGUUGCUCGGCUCGAUGUCGAUGUUUUGAUUCCCCCCUCUGAACUCCGCGCCUUCCCGUCGCUCGUCACCCCAAAGAACAGAAGCAAUAAGCAGCUGCUGGGUGUUUCCGGUGUUCGGAGCGGCGGCGGCGGCGGCCUCUGGGUGACUGUAACUUGACUGAAUCAUAGGAAACAGUUUGUUCCACUUGUGCAAUAUCCUCCACCUUAAAGUCAUGCUGUAGUUUCUGAUCACAUGUUUAACUUAUUCGCUGUAAAUGUGUGUGUGGCCGGUGUCCGUGUAGCUCAGUACCCCAGCCGUUCGCCGCUGUGUGCACUCAGUAGAGCCGGGGCGUGUUUAGAGGAAGCAUGAAGCUCAAAGGAGAAACCUGAAUAAAGCUGUUGAAUUGCCUUACCCUCUGCAUUGGAAGCCGCAGCAUGAGCCUUAUCCAUCCCAGCGUCAGUGCACUUUUCCAAACGCUUGUCAAAUAACUAAUUGUGAUCCUCAGCUCAGAGCAGAUAGGAUUUUUUUUUUUAAUUCUCAGUCCUGCUCCCGCCGGUGUCGCCGUCAUUCCGAUCCGAUGCUCCUCCUGCUGGAAUUCUGAUUGAGAGUUGAUCCAUUAAAUGGCGGCGUGCCAGCCUGUAGCGGCACCAGAAAGAGAGAAGCAAAGUGAAUAGGCUCCGCUCCACCGUCUCCAGUCAAACUUCAUUACAUGUGGUCUACUUUGCAUACUUUAUUGUGAGGGGUACAUGCUCUCCGACACGUUCCAAUAAAAACCUGUGAGUUCCU